Molecule: messenger RNA, 2756 nt
Organism: Olea europaea var. sylvestris
Lineage: Eukaryota; Viridiplantae; Streptophyta; Magnoliopsida; Lamiales; Oleaceae
Product: protein STRUBBELIG-RECEPTOR FAMILY 6
Exons: 16
Coding region: 409-2535 (708 amino acids)
Biological process (GO): protein phosphorylation
Molecular function (GO): protein binding; protein kinase activity; ATP binding
Source: RefSeq, a predicted model, not a curated record
GUUAACUGAUUAAAAUAUUUUAUUUGAUGAAAAGAUUUUGGCCAUAAAAAGUAAGAGAGACACACGUACCACUAAUACUUGGUUAGUACUACAAUAAUACGAUGUAUAAAAUAUAUACUUACAGAAUACAUAUAGACACACACAGGUGGGGAGGAGAAUUCUGUGGCUUUGGAUUCUUCUAGCAGAUCGUGCCUGCCAGCUUUUGGUAGAAUGGGUAAUAAAGAAAGUGUGAGGACUGUUUGAGGUAGAAAAAUAGUUUUAAUAUCAAUAAACUCUGUCGACCGUCAGUGAGAAGAAAGAAAUUCUUGGAAAGAAGAAAAAGGGCUGUCUGUUCGAUAAUAGAGUCUUUUUGUGCCAAAACUGGAAUUGUGUUUUCUGGAUUCUAGAGAGAGAGAGAGAGAGAGAGAGAUGACGGAGGAGAGACCGGUGGUGGCGGCGGCGGCGCUGCUCAUUGGCAUUCUGGUGUUUGGGCUGAGCUCGACCAAUGCAGACACAGAUCCAAAUGAUGCCUCUGUUCUCAGGGUCUUGUAUGGUGCUUUGAAUUCUCCUCAGCAACUUACAAAAUGGAGUGGGACUACCGGGGAUCCUUGUGGAGAAUCUUGGACGGGCAUUACAUGCUCAGGCUCCAAAGUCACAGAAAUAAAAAUAUCGGGACUUGGACUCACUGGUAAUAUGGGAUACCAGCUAAUGAGUUUGACAUCCUUAACAACUUUCGAUAUAAGCAAUAAUAAUCUCGGAAACCAGAUUACUUAUAAUCUUCCUACAAAUCUGCAGCGACUAAAUCUUGCCGGCAAUGGCUUCAAUGGUGGCAUUCCCUACUCAAUUUCACAGAUGGCUUCCCUAAAAUACCUAAACGUCAGUCACAAUCAAAUUCAGGGCCAACUGAAUGACAUGUUUGGAUCACUUUCCGCUCUGUCCACGUUGGAUUUCUCUUUUAAUGCCAUGACGGGUGAUAUUCCUCAGACUUUUCGCUCGCUCACUAGUAUGACUGAUAUGUAUUUGCAAAACAAUCAGUUUACGGGUACCAUCGAUGUUCUUGCAAAUCUUCCCCUUGAAAAUCUGAACGUUGAAAAUAACCAUUUUAGUGGAUGGAUUCCACAGCAGUUGAAAAGCAUAAAUCUACAAACGGGUGGUAAUUCAUGGAGCUCAGGGGCUGCACCCCCACCUCCACCUGGGACGCCUCCUGCCAGCCGGCCUAACCGAAAUCACAAAUCUGGAGGAAAUAGUGGCUCGUCUGAUGGUGGAGGAGAUGGAAGCAAAUCUGGCAUAGGUGCUGGUGGUGUGGCAGGAAUUGUUAUAUCUAUUUUGGUUGUUGGAGCAAUAGCUGCAUUCUUCAUCAUAAAGAGACGAUCCAGAAAGCCAUCCAUGGAUAUUGAAAAGCCUGAAAAUCAGCCUUUUGCUCCUCUUGCUUCACAAGAAGUGCAAGGGAUGAAGUCCGUUCAAAGUUUAUCCACAGCCAGCUCAAAAACCUUUGAAGCUCCUGCCAUGAUAACCCUGAAGCCGCCUCCUAUUGAUCGUCAUAAAUCAUUUGAUGAGGAUGAUGUUUCGACGAAGCCUAUAGUUCCCCCCAAGAAAAUCAAUACAGUCCCCAUAAAUGCUAAAUCAUAUUCAGUAGCAGAUCUGCAGAUAGCUACAGACAGCUUCAGUAUUGAAAACCUUAUUGGCGAAGGAUCUAUUGGACGCGUUUAUCGUGCUCAAUGUGAUGACGGAAAGGUUCUUGCCGUGAAGAAAAUAAAUUCAUCUACUCUGCUUAAUCACGAGGACUUUUUGGACAUCGUGUCAGAGAUUUCCCGGUUGAAUCACCCAAAUGUAACCGAGUUGGUGGGCUAUUGUUCUGAGCAUGGACAACUCUUGCUGGUUUACGAGUUCCAUAAAAAUGGUUCUCUGCAUGAGUUCCUUCAUCUCUCAGAUGAAGAUAGCAAGCCCUUAACGUGGAAUACCCGUGUCAAGAUUGCAUUGGGGACGGCACGUGCACUAGAGUACCUUCAUGAAGUUUGUUCACCAUCUGUUAUUCACAAGAAUUUCAAAUCAGCUAACAUUUUACUUGAUACGGAGCUCAAUCCUCAUCUUUCAGAUUGUGGUUUAGCGAGCCUCGUCCAUGAACCAGAUCAGGCAUCUGGCUACAGUGCACCCGAGGUCACCAUGUCUGGUCAAUAUACCAUAAAGAGUGAUGUAUAUAGUUUUGGAGUUGUGAUGUUGGAGCUUCUUAGCGGACGUAAACCAUUUGACAGCUCGAGGGCAAGAGCUGAGCAAUCUUUAGUUCGAUGGGCAACUCCUCAACUCCAUGACAUUGAUGCUCUGUCUAAGAUGGUCGAUCCAGCACUGAAAGGGCUCUAUCCCGUCAAAUCUCUAUCUCGUUUUGCUGAUGCCGUUGCUCUCUGUGUCCAGCCUGAGCCUGAGUUUAGGCCGCCUAUGUCUGAGGUGGUCCAAGCUUUGGUUCGUCUAGUGCAACGAGCAAACAUGAGCAAGAGAACAUUCGGAAAUGAAGGUUCGGCGAGAAGUGACGGUCAAGAUGGUCAAGACUACACUCCUUAGAUCCCCCUUGAGCAGAAGCAGGAGUAUCGAUACUUCAUUCUUUGCUUUUCAUGGGAUCUUGUUCGCAUUGUAUAAUAGUGAGAAUCGAUGGUAAAAUUUGUCCCUACCAUAGAAUUCUUUUUCGCUCGUAUCUUCACCUUCAUUUCAAUGUAUUCAAAGUUAAAACCAUUGCAGAUAACUGGUUCGUCUUUAUAAACUGCAAGAGUAUCUUCUUUCUGAAA